Messenger RNA from Hippoglossus stenolepis (Pacific halibut), 11278 nucleotides. It is a transcript of the gene plce1, whose product is annotated as phospholipase C, epsilon 1. Gene Ontology annotation, biological process: phosphatidylinositol-mediated signaling; lipid metabolic process; small GTPase-mediated signal transduction. Gene Ontology annotation, molecular function: guanyl-nucleotide exchange factor activity; phosphatidylinositol-4,5-bisphosphate phospholipase C activity. The record is from RefSeq and is a predicted model, not a curated record. NCBI's taxonomy places the organism in Eukaryota, Metazoa, Chordata, Actinopteri, Pleuronectiformes, Pleuronectidae. The coding region runs from base 467 to 7642 and encodes 2391 amino acids. The transcript has 46 exons.
GAGAGACAGAGCUCUUUCACUCUCCGUCUCUCGCUCAGUUGACAACAAGACAGUGAGCGGGAAUCCUGAAUCCCUCGGAAGACCUGGAGCACUAGAUUUUGAAGAGCUUGAAUGGCCUGCGGUUGGAUGACUAUGCCACAGAUACAUGUCAGGACCGAUCACACAGGCACACAUGUGGCCCUGCAGCGUAAGCUGUGGCUGUGACCGUGCUAUCAAGGAAAUUCUUGGGUCCCCCAGGGUCACCUCCGUGGGUUUUCUAUCUGGUGGUUUGUCCAGCUGCACAAGCUUCUGUUUCCACAUCACGGACACACAAAGCACACUCUGUAUGGACGUGCAGUCUCAGUAACUCAAGAGGUCACUGGAUUGCGGCACCGUUGUCUAGCAUGACUCAAAGUGGAUUCACCUGAUCAUCACACUGCAGAAAAAACAAGGGACAAAACCAAACAAGGGAGACUCCAGAGACACAAUGGCCACUGAAGAGAAUCCGACACAGGUGGGAGCUGUCGUGCUGAUUCCUACAUCCACUGGGAGCAGAACCAGCAGAGACGCCAAUGACAGCCAGGAAGUACGGUGCUACUGUGACCAAUUGCUUCAGUCAAAACAGAGGAGCAGCCCUUCCAUCCCCAUAUACAGUAAGCUGUCGUGUGACAGUGGGAAAGGGCCGAUCUUGGACGAGGAAUACGCGUGUUUGGAUUACAACUCAAAACUCUUGAGCACCGACGAGAAACUUUGUCCAGAGCUGACUGCUGGCAAGAGAAUUAAAGGAAUGACUAACACAGCUACUUCGAUUCCUGGGAAAAGUUUGGAGGGGUCUCCGGGUCAGCUGGACGCCCCUGGAGAAGGUGUGGAUGCAGGUGGAAACAGAACUGGCAGCACUCACUGUUCCUGCACUGUGUCGAACCUUCACGCCAGCACAAACUCCUCUUGUUGCCGCAGCCCCAGAUCCAGUCCGAGCCCCAACUCCAGCCCAGCUAACAGUCCUCAUCUCAGCUCCAGGCCCUCCAGGCCCAACCAGAGACACGUCCGCCGCAGCAGCCUGCCUUUGUCUAUGCUGGCUUUCUCCAAGACAUCACUUUACCUCUCAUCCCAGGGCAGCCCCUCCAGUGAACCAGCCUCGUUGUCGUCAUCCCCCUGUAGCUUCCCGCUUUCCCACCACAACCAACAGCAUCGCCAAAACGGACACAUCCGCCGGCACCAUCUCAAAGAUGGCUACUCAAGUUUGGAGCGGCUCAACAGGAGGCCCAGGGUCAACAAAUGCUCCCUGGAGAAGAUGUUCCUGCGACGGGCAUCUCUGGAAGCCGUGACGUCCACGUUGGGGCGCGUCGAGAGGUCGCCCACAGGAGGGACCAGGCACUGCAGCAGGGGAAGCAUCAGCAGCGGGGAGGAGGACGGAGAGGCUUCCUUAGAUAACUCGGACUUUGUGAGGAACCGUAAAGAGCGUUCCACCGUCCUGGUGAGGCGGUUCUUCAAGAAUAACCAGAAGGUGACCAAGUCGGUGUGUACUGGAACCAGAGCGAUUGUCAGGACGCUGCCGUCAGGACGCAUCUCAGAGGAGGUGUGGGAGGUGGUCGUUCACCGCAGGAUAUGUCGACCCAGCAAGAAGGAGAUCUGGCCGAUCUUAACGUGUGGCGUGGGAGAGGAACUCCGAGUCUGCAGGGACAUGCUGCGCUUUGUCCGGGUCAAACGACAGCAGGUUACCAGCUGUGUGCAGGACCGAGAGGAGCUCAACCUGAUUCAUCCCGCCAAAAAGCUCCUGCUGUCUCUCCCUGGACGCGUGUGUCUCUGUGUGUCUCAUUGGCCGUCGCACACCGUCGGCGCCAGCCAAGCCAGACCCGAUCUGAACUCCUGUCUUAAUCCCCGGUGUUGUCGUCCUUCUCAGCCACCUCGGUUGUAUCGCUCGUGUGGCCAGAGGACGUCCGUGUGCUCCCUGCUGACCGGGGCCCUUCUGGAGGCCACAGCCGCCCUCGGGGCCCGCUCCGCCCUGCCCCUCCCUCUGCCUCAGGGUCCCACCAGCCACGGCGUGCUGAAAGAGCGUCAGCUGGCCAACAGCAUGACCAGCAGCAGCUCUCUUCCUCCCAGCGUCAGCGGGAUCAGCAAGGAGCUGACGGAGCUGCGGCACGUCGUGCAGUUCCCUGAGGAGAUCGCCUGUAUCCUCACCGAGCAAGAGCAGCAGCUCUACCAACGGGUCUUUCCCCUGGACUACCUCUGCUUCCUCACUCGAGACCUGGGCAGUCCCGAGUGUCAAACUAAACGCCACCCGAUCCUCAAGCCGUCGCUGUCGGCGCCCGCCAUGCCUACCCAGAGUGCUCGGCGGAGCAACGCCGUGGAGGACCUGGUGACACGAUUCAACGAGGUGAGCUCCUGGGUGACGUGGCUCGUCCUGACUGCAGGAUCCAUGGAGGAAAAGAGAGAGGUCUUCUCCUACCUGGUCCACGUCGCUAAGUGCUGCUGGAACAUGGGGAACUACAACGGCGUCAUGGAGUUCCUGGCAGGACUGAGGUCUCGUAAGGUGCUGAAGAUGUGGCAGUUCAUGGACCAGUCAGACAUCGACACCAUGAGGAGCCUGAAGGACGCCAUGGCUCAGCACGAGUCCUCGUCCGAGUACAAGAAGGUUGUGACCAGAGCUCUGAAUAUCCCAGGAUGCAAGGUUGUCCCAUUCUGUGGGGUUUUCCUGAAGGAGCUGAGUGACGCGUUAGACGGGACAGCAAGCAUCAUCAGCCUUAAACCACCUGCAGACAACACAGAGGGCGCUAUAGAGUUUGUGUCCGACUACAUCGGCCAGCACAACUUCAUGUCCCGGUCCGGUCCCAACGGACUGCACGUCCCAGAGAAGGAAGCUACCGUCAGCAACAUCCUCCAGAUCAUCAGAUCUUGUAAUCGCAGUCUGGAAGCCGAGGAUCCCGACGAGGCGUCCACCAGUCCCUCCUCCACGGGCCCGUCCCCUGCAUCCAGGAGCAACUCUUUCAGGGACCGUUGCCACAACCAUGCCCACUCGUUUAGGACGCUGCCAGAAUCAAACCGUGUCUUAUUCAUGGUCGGGGACUUGUCAGACUCAGAUGGCGACUUGUCGUCUGAGCCGGUGGGGAAGGAGGUGGAGUUCCAGGGAACCGAGGAGACGCACCGAGCGUUCAGCCACGGCACUGAGCUCAUUCCCUGGUACGUCUUGUCACUACAACCCGACGUCCACCAGUUUCUGCUGCAGGGGGCCACAGUCAUCCACUACGACCAGGACAGCCACCUCAGCGCCCGCUGUCUGCUGCGCCUGCAGCCUGACAACACAACGCUCACCUGGGGUAAACCUCAGAGCGGAGGAGCCCCCCCUCCGGAGCAGCCGCUGGGAUUAGGACAGACAGUGGUGGCCGGACUGGCUGAAGGUCUGCUGGACCUGGGAGUGGUGAAGGCGGUGUUUCUGGGUCACCAAGGAGUGGACGUCCACGCCGUGUGUUUGCAGAACAAGCUGAGCCACAUGACGGUGGAGGAGAACGGCCUCAGCCUCCUCUACGGCCUCAGCACCACUGACAACAGGCUCCUGCACUUUGUGGCCCCCAAUCACACGGCCCGGGUGCUGCACAAGGGCCUGUCAGAGUUGGUGAACGCAACCAGGAAGUUGAAGAAGUUUCCUGACCAGCGGUUGCAGUGGCUGCGGAGGCAGUAUGUCAGCCUGUAUCAGGAGGAGGGCAGGUACGAAGGCCCCACGCUGGCCCAGGCCAUCGAGCUGUUUGGGGGGCGCAGGUGGAACAUGAGCACCGGUGGAGCGGAGAAAGCUGGAGCCCAGAAGAACAGCCCGCUGAGCAUGAACGAGAAGGCCAAGAAGAAGAAGAAGGUCCUUGUCAGGGGAGACAGUGGGGAUGCCACAGAUGACGAGAUGGUUUCCAGGAAAACACGGAGCUGCAAGGAGGGACUGUACCGGAACGGGCCGGAGUCUGACAGCAUCGACCAAGAGGAUCCAGACGACAACUUCCCUGGACCCUUCUCCCUCUCAUCCAAUAAGAGCCCGGGAUUGCUUGCCUCUUCCUCGUCCUCCUCCUCUUCCUCCAGCAUGGCGGGGUCCAACCCGUCCCGUCCACAAUCCUCUCCAGUCCUUUCAGGAACCGUCAAGUCGCAGCCAGGGACGUGGAGCAGCAGGUCCUGGCACGGCCGAGGAAAAGGCUGUUUCCGAGGCUUCCAGAACCUCAUGAUUUCUGACAGCACCAUGAGCUUCAUCGAGUUUGUUGAGCUCUUCAAAUCAUUCAGUAUCCGCAGCAGGAAGGACCUGAAGGAGCUGUUCGACAUCUUCGCUGUCCCCUGCAGUCGAUCGAGUCCAGAGUCCGCUCCUCUCUACACCAACCUCAGGAUAGACGACAGAGACACUGGGCUGCAACCGGACCUCGACCUACUGACCCGCAACGGCUCAGAUCUCGGCCUGUUCAUCCGGACGAGGCAGCAGAUGUCGGACAAUCAGAAGCAGAUCUCGGACGCCAUAGCGGCAGCCAGCAUCGUGACCAACGGGACGGGCGUGGAGAACGCAUCACUGGGCGUGCUGGGAUUGGCUAUCCCCCAGCUCAAUGACUUUUUAGUCAACUGUCAGAGAGAUCACCUGAGCUACGACGAGAUCCUCAGCAUUAUACAGAAAUUUGAGCCCUCGUCAAGCAUGAGGCAAAUGGGCUGGAUGUCAUUUGAAGGUUUUGCAAGAUACCUGAUGGACAAGGACAACUUUGCGUCCCGUAAUGAGGAAUCCCAAAUGAACCAGGAGGAGCUGCACUAUCCUCUGUCCUACUACUACAUCGAGUCCUCUCACAACACGUAUCUGACGGGACACCAGCUCAAGGGAGAGUCCUCUGUUGAGCUGUACAGUCACGUGCUGCUGCAAGGCUGCAGGAGCGUUGAGUUGGACUGCUGGGAUGGAGAUGACGGCAUGCCGGUUAUUUACCACGGACACACACUCACCACUAAAAUACCCUUCAAGGAUGUGGUGGAAGCCAUCAACCGGGCUGCGUUUGUCAUUUCGGACAUGCCGGUCGUCCUGUCCAUCGAGAACCACUGCUCGCUCCCUCAGCAACGCAAGAUGGCGGAGAUCUUCAAGACGGUGUUCGGGGAACGUCUUGUGACGCGCUUCCUCUGCGAAAGCGACUUCAGCGACGACCCUCACCUGCCGUCGCCGCUGCAGCUGCGGGGGAGGAUCCUGCUGAAGAACAAGAAGCUGAAAGCCCACCAGGCACCGGUGGACAUCCUCAAACAGAAGGCUCACCAGCUCGCCCACAUGCAGGCUCAGGCCAGCAACGGGUCGCCGGGGGUCACAUCACCUGGCAACCACGCCAACGAGGAGGAGGAAGAGGAAGAAGACGAGUACGACUACGACUAUGAGUCUCUAUCAGAUGCUGAUGUCCUCACAGCCUCUACUGCCUCAUAUGGCCUGGAAGAUAACAUCCUGGACGACAAGCCCGAGGGGAAGAGCCCGGCAGACAAAGAGGAGCAACCUGUUGAUGAAGUCCCAAAGAGGAUGAAGAAGACUGACAGCACCACGCAGAGCAAAGGAAAGGUGUUUGACAUGGAGCUGGGCGAGGAGUUCUACCUUCCUCAGAACAAGAAGGAGAGUCGACAGAUCGCCCAGGAGCUGUCCGACCUCGUCAUCUACUGCCAGGCUGUGAAAUUCCCGGGCCUGUCCACGCUGUCUCCGGCCGGCUCCGGCAGAGGGAAGGACCGGGGGAAGAGCAGGAAGUCCAUAUUUGGCACCGCUCCGGCUCGCUGCGGCACAACAGGGGAGGUCACAGCCCAGAGCCGCACCCCUGGGAAAGGUGGCGCUGACCGGCUCAGCUGGGAGGAGCAGCAGACGUCGCCCACCCUCAACCCCCCCACCUCUCUCAGCGCCAUCAUCCGCACGCCCAAGUGCUACCACGUCUCCUCCGUCAACGAGAACGCCGCCAAGCGCCUGUGCCGGCGCUACUCUCAGAAGCUGAUCCAGCACACGGCGUGCCAGCUGCUCAGGACGUAUCCCGCCGCCACCAGGAUCGACUCCACCAACCCGAACCCUCUGCUCUUCUGGCUGCACGGCAUUCAGCUGGUGGCGCUCAACUACCAGACCGAUGAUCUGCCCAUGCAGUUGAACACAGCGCUGUUCGAGGCCAACGGCGGCUGUGGCUACGUCCUGAAGCCGGCGGUGCUGUGGGACCGCAGCUGUUUGCUCUAUCAGCAGUUCUGUCCGAUGGAUAGAGACGUGGAGAAGAUGAGCCCGGCUGUCUAUUCCCUCACUAUUGUCUCUGGUCAGAACGUGUGUCCCGGUAACAGCGCCGGCAGCCCCUGCAUCGAGGUGGACGUCCUGGGCAUGCCCGUGGACAGCUGCCACUUCCGCACCAAGCCCAUCCACCGCAACACGCUCAACCCCAUGUGGAGCGAGCACUUCCAGUUCACCGUGCACUUCGAGGACAUGUGCUUCCUGCGCGUCGCCGUGGUGGAGAACAACAGCUCCCAGACGACGGCUCAGAGGACUCUGCCCCUGAAAGCCCUCAAACCUGGUUAUAGACACGUCCAGUUGAGGACACAGCACAACGAGCCACUUGAGGUUUCCGGCUUACUCAUCUACAGCCGCAGGAUAGAGGAGGGUCCAACAGGGGGCGCCACUCCCUCAUCCCUGCUGUUCAGCUCGGAGGAGAAACAUGCGUCCCAGCCGCACUGGGUGACGGUGCACGGGGCUCCUGGUCCUGAGCCCUUCACCGUGUUCUGUGUUACCGAGCAGACCACCGCCAAGCAGCUGCUGGACACGGUUGUAGCAUCAUCUGGGAAUCCAUCGGAUUACUUCCUCUGCGAGGAGCGGGCCCCUCUGUUGAAGGAGCGCAGUGAGGCGAAGCGCUGUGCUCAGCAGCGACCCCUGGCUCCGGACGAGGAGGUGGUCAGACUGGUCUCCAGCUGGAGCACAGAGGACGGAUACGUGGGGAGGAUCUACCUCAAAACAAGAGAGGAGAACUUGAACGAGCUGAACACGGUGCUGGACGGAGAGGAGGAGUUGACUGUGGGGAGCAGAGAAGGAGGAGGAGGAGGAGCAGGAGGAGAGGAAGACAUGUUCUUUGUUCAGGUUCAUGAAGUCUCACCAGAACAACCGCACACUGUGAUCAAGGCCCCGCGCUACAGCACCGCUCAGGACAUCAUCCAGCAGUCUCUGUCGAAGGCCAAGUAUUCCUACAGCAUCCUCUCGAACCCCAACCCGUGCGACUACGUCCUGAUGGAGGAGGUGACCAAGGACGUGAGCUCUAAGAAGUCCUCGGCCCACAAGCCGCUGCAGCGCGUGCUGCUGGACCACGAGUGUGUCUUCCAGGCGCAGAGUCGGUGGCGCGGAGCCGGACGGUUCAUUCUCAAACUCAAAGAGCAGGUGUCGCGGGAGGACAAGAAGAAAGUCAUGUCCUUCGCCAGCGAGCUGAAGAAGCUGACCAGCCGCAGUCGCAGCAUGACGACGGGCGGCGGAGUGGACGGCCCCGCCCAGAGGUACAUGUCUGCAGCUGCAGGUCUGAAGGCGUGGGUGGCAGAGGGCAGGGUGGGGGCAGGACGCUUCCUACAGUCCUCCUCCUCCUCCUUCAGGGGGCAGUUCCCACCUAUUCAUCUGGCCACCUCGUCUCUGACCCCCCUCGUCUGGAAGCUUCACCUCCUCAGGAACUGGAAGAUCCACAAAUGAAUUCCAGAGCGAGAGAGACACUUCUAAACUUGGAGAUUUCCCCCCCUUUUGCAGGAGAGGCAGUGGUUUCGGUGAGUCCGCUCCCCUCUGCCUCCUGAAGGAGUCGGAUCCGGCCUCUCGGAGGACGGGAUUCGAGCCGAGCCCCCGUGACGGGUCAGGCUGCAGCUGAGCAGCCACUUUGCUUGGUUGGACGAUGGAGAGGAGUUUGUGAUGGUGAAAUCCCGCCCGGCGUCGUGGGGCGGCUCCGGCUCAUCUUGGUUUAUUGCUUGUCGUGUGGCUGCAUGUUGGGAGUCCAGGAGCUGGAAACGCCGUUUGUGCAAAUAGCUUCUGAGAGAUUUAUUUGUUAGGACGACAUUGAAAUGCAUGUUAUGGGUUAUUACAACAAAACGUGGCGGGUUUACCUUUCCUGGUUGCGGCCGGUGAGGGACCUGGACUCAAGGCACUCAUACAUAUUCAUGAAGACGUUUGCAUCAACAACAGCCCCAGGAAAUAAAGGAUGGUGGAAGUCAUUAAAAAACAAUCCACUAACUUUUCUGCUGGCUGCAGACAAAUAAAAACCCCAGUGCAGGUAUUUAUGUGUGAAAACACCAAAGUGAGACUUGGAAGAAAAUCGAUAUCUUAUUUUGUCGUCUGAACACGAAGUCUCUGAGACUUUACUUGUGCGAAUGGAUUCCUACAAACCAGAGCAGCAGCUGCUUGUGUUGAAGCCAUAUCGGCUGCAUGAUUCCGUGGAGCUUUUCCUUCUCUUCCAGAUGAACGGGAGGAAUUUGACUUCGCUGAGUUUGCUUUCAGAAGAGCCUUUUAUUUUCCAUCUCCCCCCCAAAACAGACCGAAGGACACGAGGUCCAAACGGCCUCUAGAUUGAAUGAGUUCAGUGUUGAAGGAGUUGAUUCAGGGAGAAUUCUAUUGAAUGGUCUGUUUUCCUCAAAGGGCUGCGGUUUGUAAUCGGAGGGAAUAAAACCUCUAUAUUAGUUUAUUUUGUAUCUUCCUGGCUUCCCCUAAAAGAAAGCACCCGGCAGAUGGAGGGAGAUCUGCUGAGGGAUGAAAAGGAAGUGGAGGGUGGAGGCGGUUUUCUUUAGGCCGGGGGCGUCGUGAAGGAGUCCGACAAGCUGGCUUGUACGAUUCCUUUCUUACUGUUCCAGUUUCACAGUACUGUACGGGCACGGGGACGGGGCGGUGCACACUCACAUCGCUCACAGGAGGACGCAGCAAAGCGAGAUGUUCUCAUGUUCAUUCAGAUACUCAGCGACGCUUUAGGUUGAUUUCUUGGACGCGACCGUCUCCGCCCCACAAUGCAUGCCACCGUCACUGUCCACGUUAUUUCAACAAACAUCUUAUCGUCUUAGCAUCUUAGCAACAGAACUAAGUAAUACAAAAAUAAGAAAACAAAAUGUUUUACUUAGAAAUGCUUCGUGUCAGUAGGACAGUGAAACGUUUUGAUCAUCGCCCUGAUACAAUACCCGAGUGUUGGUACCUUCACUAUAACUUUUCAAUGAAAUAGAAAAUUCACAGUCUAAAUCCACAAUAAAUUAUGAUAAUUACAAAUCCUAUUUGUUCAAUGAGGUUCAAUACUUUCAAGAACUUUGAGGAAAAACAUCUCAAGCUGAUAUUUUAGAGAAACAAAGCCUUUUCUUCUGCAAACAGCAUUUUGCACAUCUCGUUUUCCUCUUGCUGUUUUCUUCAGUGUUACUUCUUGACAGAAACAUGAUUGUUGUGAUUUUUUUUUAUUUUGUCUUCAUCAUUGUAUUUAUUCAUUUUUCGGGGCCAGUUGUGAAAUUCAUUUUGAAGGCACAAGAUAAAUAUUUGGGCAGUUUUUUUUCUUUUCUUAAUCUUUAUCUGAAUAAGUCGUCUGAGCCCAAACUUCCCCUCAACACAAUGAUUUGCAUUGAAUUGAACUCUAUCGGCCCAGAUUUCCUGUCCUUGAUUCAGCCUGCAGCAUCUUUAUAGAUCACUAAUAUUGAUUGACUUGUCAUUGAUGAUGAUUGUAGAGUUUAUUUUUUACUCACUGCUCAUUUCAGUUUUCUUUUAAACUGUUGUAAAACUUGAUUUAUUUGGGGCCACUUUUCCCCAUUUGUUCUGUUUUGACUUGUAACGUGUCUAUAUUUUAAAAUUGUUGUUUUUUUUAAAGACCUUUCCCUUGUUUCUCUUGCAUUUUAGUUCAGAUCCUCCGCGGAAACUAACACUUUACACUCAAAGUCAAAUGUGGACAGGAAGAGAAGGCCUCACUAGAUUACUAUGGCAUUUUCACAGCUACUUUACAACACUGACAACUCUCACAUGUUUCUCAUAUUAACUCUGAAAAACUAAUUUCUUGUGAGUUGUGUAACUCCAACUAGCUAAAAGCAAAACCUCGAUCAGAAUAUAUUAUGCUUUCGUCAAUUUCAUCCUUUCUUUCUCACCCAUUCCAAAAUGUUUCAUUCAUUUAAAAACCUUCAGGUAGAAAACAACUCAGCUAUUUAAAAUGCAGGAAAUUGAAUUUGAAAUGUGGGACUUUUAUUUUAUUGGCAGAAAUGUGGCCAAAGUCCAAGAGGAAGAAAUUAAUUGGACUUCCUGUGCUUCUUAGCUUUAUUUGUCUUUGCUCAGUGCCGAGUAACGUUAGAAUUUUAGUGCAAUAGUGAAGUUCUGUCACUUCAACUCUUGAGGUUUUAUCGUCUUGACGUCACUGAUGUGUUUUUAACUCUAAUUCUUUAUUCCUGAUCCCGACUUGGUUCUUUGAAUGAGUCAAAUCUGACAAAACUCACGCACAAAGAUUUCCCCCUGUCGGUCACGAGGCAGCAGGACGAGCCCUGAACGUAACUGUAAUGAGGUGAGAUUAGAUUCUGCAGUCGUCACUGUUAUCAGGAAGAAAACAUGUAGAAAUGUCAUUAUGCACAACAAAAAGAUUGUAUUAUAGAAACCGGUGAUUAUCUAUAACUAACUAGUAAUGUAUAUAUGUAUAAGCGUGUGAAGUCCACACUGACUUCAAACAGGAAGGGACGUUUUCUGUAUCAUUUCUGAUCCCUCUGCUUCAUCCCAUCCUCACGUUUUGUUUCCCUCCUCUCUAACCUGUAGACCUCAUUUUCUGAAUGUAACAUGUUCUUAACGUGUUGAACCUGAGACACGUGUGUGUGUGUGUGUGUGUUUGGAUGUUAUUUAUUUGAAUGUGAAGCCCUGGUUGGCAUUUCUCUGUUGUUGUUGUUUAUGUAUAAUUUCCUGUAAGAAGUUUUUUUUUUAUUUAUUUCAGUAUGAGAGAGGAUAAACUCUCCACUGCCCUAAUUUUACUAAAACGUAUUUAGAAAUGUAAAGCAAUAUUUUACUUUAUGUGUAAAAUAUUCAGUGCAGUAUUCUUGUGUCUGGCAUGUUAUACUGCAGCACACAGCAGCAUCCCUUUACGCCUUUUACUUUGUGACAGGUCAUUUCAUGAUGAUUUGGGUGUAUUCUGUAUAUCCACUGAACAUGACGUGUGUUUGCCGACCGUGGGCAUCGUUAGCACUCUGUUGUUUCCAGGACAUGUGCACUAUACCCUCUAAUAUCCACUAUCCACGCUGUGAUGGGGCUGUCAAGUGAACAUUUGUCUAUUUACUUGAAUUUUUCAAUGGAUUAUAGUUGGUGGAUUUUGUUAUGUACCAGGAUCAUAAUAAAAACACAAAUACGUAA